UUCAAUAAAGGAUCUGGAUUCCCCCAGAAUGAACGAACAGCCUUCAAGCUGCAAGGGCUUCUUCCACCAAAUAUCCAGUCGCUCGAUGAACAGGUUCAGCGUGCUUACCAGCAGUAUUGCAGCCAGCCAAAUGACCUUUCCAAGAAUACAUUCUUGGCUAGCAUGAAAGCGCAAAAUGAUGUGAUCUACUACAAGUUGAUUCAAACGCAUCUCAAAGAGAUGUUCAGCAUCAUUUACACACCCACCGAGGGCGAUGCCAUUCAGAACUAUUCCAGGCUGUUCAGAAAGCCAGAAGGUUGCUUCUUGAGUAUCAAAGACCAAGAUGCGAUUGACGAAACAUUGCGGAACUUUGCCAACGACGAGGUUGACUACAUCGUUGUGAGCGAUGGAGAAGAAAUUCUCGGAAUAGGUGAUCAGGGUGUAGGUGCUAUCUUGAUCUCUGUCGCAAAACUGGUCCUCACGACUCUCUGCGCUGGCAUUCAUCCAUCGAGACAAUUGCCUGUUGCGCUCGACUGUGGGACUGAUAAUGAAGAGCUGCUAAAUGAUGGUCUCUACUUGGGGCUGCGCCAAAAGCGAGUGCGCGGGCCGGAGUAUGAUCGAUUCGUGGACAAGUUCGUCCACAGUGCCCGCCAGCACUAUCCCAAUGCCUAUAUCCACUUUGAGGAUUUUGGUCUUAAUAAUGCGAAGAGAAUCCUGGAAAAGUACCAAGAUCAAAUACCCUGCUUCAACGACGAUAUCCAAGGCACCGGGUGUGUGACGCUUGCUGCAAUGAUGGCGGCGCUACAUGUCAGCAAAGUCAAGUUAGAAGAUGUGCGGGUCGUGAUCUUUGGCUCUGGGACCGCUGGUACCGGCAUCGCAGACCAGGUGACUGAUACAAUUGCUUCGAAGACACACAUAUCCAAAGAGCAAGCCUGCAAGCAAAUUUGGUGCAUUGACAAGCCAGGCAUCCUCCUCAAAUCAAUGGGAACUCAGCUAACACCCGCUCAAACACCAUAUGCAAGGGACGAUAACGAGUGGCCAGAAGGCGCGGACCACGAUCUUUUCUCCACCAUCAAGCAUGUCCAACCACACGUAUUGAUUGGCACAUCGACGAAGCCCAAAGCAUUCACAGAGCAAAUCCUCCGAGAAAUGGCAGAGCACGUCGACCGACCUAUCGUGUUCCCACUCAGCAAUCCAACUCGCCUCCACGAAGCCGUCCCGAAGGAUAUCUACGAAUGGACCGCCGGCAGAGCCCUCGUAGCAACCGGAAGUCCCUUCCCACCGGUCGAAUACGGCGGGCAGAAGUACGAGAUCGCAGAGUGUAACAAUUCGACCUGUUUCCCGGGCAUCGGACUUGGAGUUGUCCUUUCGCGGAGUCGCCUUCUCUCGACGAAGAUGCUAGUCGCUGCCUGUGAGGCUUUGAAAGCUGAGUCGCCUGCGUUGAAGGACCCUAACGCCUCCCUUCUACCAGACGUACAGGAUGUGCGAGAGAUUAGCAUCAAUAUCGCUGCUGCGGUGAUCAGGUGUUCGAUAGAAGAAGGAUUGGCGCAAGAGGAUGGUAUACCGUCCGACCUCAAGGAGCUGAAACUGUGGAUUCGAGCGCAGAUGUGGGAGCCGGUUUAUCGGCCUUUGGUGAAGCCUGAGUAG
Molecule: messenger RNA, 1626 nt
Organism: Penicillium chermesinum
Lineage: Eukaryota; Fungi; Ascomycota; Eurotiomycetes; Eurotiales; Aspergillaceae
Product: NAD-dependent malic enzyme
Exons: 6
Biological process (GO): pyruvate metabolic process; malate metabolic process
Cellular component (GO): mitochondrion
Molecular function (GO): malate dehydrogenase (decarboxylating) (NAD+) activity; NAD binding
Source: RefSeq, a predicted model, not a curated record